ACGCAGCCAAACAACAGUAAAUUUCAGCUGUCGAGCACGUUGGUUAUGAAGUAAAAUGACUGUUUACCGACAUACUGUGGCUGUUAUAAGGAUAAAUCUCAGCGAAGUAUAUCAGUUUAUAAAGCACUAAAUUAUAUAUUCCGUAAGUUAUAAGGCAGCAAUGCCCACAGGAGGUUCAUACAUGCAGCAGCCAAAUACAAAUAGUGAGGGAGUAAGGCGAUGUAUGACCAUUCCAGACCUCCCACGGUCCAGUCAGCUACGUUAUGAACCACGUCCUCCAUAUGCUGUUGGGGUACCUCCGGGACGGACACGUCCAGUGUCAGCACCAACAUACCGACAGCUAACUGGUGACAAUCGACCAACAUGGCAUGGUGCUAACUAUCAAAGUCCAAAACAUUUGCGACGUUUAUACAACGAACAGAGAGUUUAUCGGCCUUCAAGCAGUGAGAUUUAUGCUCCUUAUGCUGCUCGAAGAAUAGAGGCGUUUGUCAAUUCAACUCUUGGCUACUCCAGAGCUGAAAAUGGAAAAAUUGUGCCCAUUCCAUCAUAUGACCCACUCAAUGAUCCCCAUCUGGUGGAUUAUUUCCAGCGUCGCUUUGGUAUAAUGCAGCUUGCAGAGCUUCAGAGGCAGCAAAGGAUAAAACGAUCCAUAAGGUCUGGAGCAAGAUCAGCUGGUGUGGGUGCUGGGUCGAGACACAUUCACAAAGCUAGUGGCAAUGUGUUGUAUAAAGUAGCUGUUACCACUGGAGACCACAAGAAUGCAGGAACAGAUGCAAAGGUGUUCAUUAAGAUAAAGGGCUUAAAAGGAAAGCUUCCAAAGACCAGAUUAACCAAGAAGUCAAAAAAAGGAGUGUAUUUCCGUUUUGCAAAGGGUUCCACGCAUCUGUUCAAAAUUUAUGGCCCAAACAUCGGAGAUGUGAAGUCUAUAAUUGUUGAGACAUCUGCAUUAAAAAAAGAAGACUCCUGGUUUCUUCAAGAAAUAGAAAUUGUGAAUACAAAAACAAAAAAAUCUUGGCUAUUCGCCUGCAAUCAGUGGUUUUCGCUCUUCCAUGGAGAUGGACAGGUGAUGCGCGAACUCUUCCCAGUCAAGUCAGCAAAAACUGAGUAUGAGAUUGUAACUGUCACUGGAGAUAUGCUGAAUGCUGGCACAAAUGCCAAUGUUUUCAUCACACUGUUUGGCAAAACUGGCACAACACAAAAGAUGCACUUGAAAAACAAUAGUAAGACCUUGUUUAAUAGAGGCAGUAGUGAUCUAUUCAAGGUACGGUGCAACUGUGUAGGACCUAUGAAGAAAAUUCGUAUUGAGCAUGACAACACAGGCAUAGGUCCUGGAUGGUACCUUGAAAGGGUGGUUGUAACAGAUCUACACAAUCCUGAGUGGAAAUACUAUUUCCCAUGUGGUCAAUGGCUGGCAGCUGAUGAGGGUGAUGGAGCAACUAGUCGGGACCUCAUAGGCAGCCGAGACCCUCUUUCCACUAGGAAGGCAUCCAAAUAUAAAGUGACAGUUUUCACUGGGGAUAAGCCUGGAGCUGGUACAGAUGCCAAUGUGUACAUUACAAUGUUUGGAGAAUUUGGGGACUCGGGAGAGAAAAAGCUGACUUCCCGCAAGAACAAUUUUGAGCGCGGAAAAUCAGAUGAAUUUCUGUUAGAGUGUCCCAAGCUAGGUCGUCUGGAAAGAGUUCGCAUAGGACAUGACAACACCGGCUUUGGACCUGGCUGGUAUCUAGAUAAGGUGAUUGUUGAUGACCUGGACAUGGGCACAGUGUUUGAGUUUCCCUGCUUCCGGUGGUUUUCACUGGAUGAAGAUGAUGGGCAGAUCUCCAGGGAGCUCAUCCUCAAUGUUGGCCCAAGAGAUGCUACUAAUGAUAAAUCAGGAAUCCCAUACAUCAUCACUGUCACAACUGGAGAUGUCAAAAAUGCAGGCACAAGUGCACGUGUCUAUAUUAUCUUACAUGGAGGAGAGAAGGGUGCUGAGACAAGUGGCAAGAUCUGGCUGGAAAAGGGGAAGUUUGACCGUGGCAUGACCGACAUCUUCAAUGUGAAUGUCUUAAGAAUGCUGUCACCAGUGUCUUGUGUUGACAUUGGACAUGAUGAUAGUGGCCCAGCCUCUGGCUGGUUCUUGGACUGCCUCUCUGUGUAUUGUCCAAUGACAGGCAUUGAACAGUUCUUCUCAUGCAAAAAGUGGUUUGCAACUGACGAAGGAGAUGGACUUAUACAGCGUACCCUGUAUGAACAGACAGGAUUACGUAAAAAAAAAGAGAAAAAAAUUUCCUGGCAGGUGUGGGUGUUUACGUCAGACACAAAGCAUGCAGGAACAGAUGCAAAUGUUUUUGUUGUCCUUUAUGGAGACAAGGGCAAGUCUGAUGACAUCAAACUGAAUAAAGAUGGUGACAGUUUUGAGCAGGGCCAGAUGGAUAUUUUCCACAUCGAUACUCCUGAUGUUGGUUUACCAUACAAACUACGAGUUUAUCAUGAUAACUCUGGUAGAUUUGCAGCCUGGCAUCUAGACAAGAUGGAGAUGCAGGCUGUUGGCAGCAAGACACGCUAUGUUUUUCCAUGCAACCGCUGGCUGGCAGAAGAUGAAGAUGACAAAGAAACAAUUAGGGAAUUACCAGCCACAGGACCUGGGAUCAAAAAGCCUCUCCCAGUAUUGGUGUACAAGGUUGAGGUGUACACAGGCAAGAAGUCAUCUGCAGGAACCGAUGCUAAUGUCUACAUUAACAUAUUUGGUGACCUUGGAGACACAGGCGUGCGCUUCCUUAAGAACUCCAAAACCAGCAAGAACAAAUUUGAGAGAGGACAAAUGGAUGAAUUUGAUUUGGAAGCAGUGAACUUGAUGAAGCUGCAGAAGAUUCGUAUCGGACAUGAUGGUCGUGGAGCAGGUGCUGGCUGGUUUUUAGACAAAGUAGUGGUCAGACACCCACAGGAGGCCAAAUAUGACACUGUUUUUGAAUGCAACAGGUGGUUGGCAGAAGAUGAAGACGAUGGACAGAUUGAAAGGGAGAUAACAGCAGGAGGAGGCCAGAUGCUCAGCACCACAACAUACCAUGUGCAUGUAAAGACUGGUGAUGUGCGAGGAGCUGGAACAGAUGCCAAUGUCUUCAUCAAGAUGUUUGGUACAAAGGGUGACACUGAUUCGAUGAAACUUCGCUUCUCAGAGUCUAACACCAACAAAUUUGAAAGAGGCCGCACAGAUGUAUUUAAAUUGGAAACUACAGACAUCGGCAAGAUCAAGAAGAUUAGGAUUGGUCAUGACAACAGCAAGCCUGGCGCUGCCUGGUUUUUGGAUGAGGUCCGCAUCGACGUUCCAUCUCUAGGGGAGCACUACCGCUUUGCUUGUCACCGCUGGCUUUCAGACAGUGAGGGUGAUCGACAGACAGAAGUUGAAAUCGAACCGACAUCUCAAGAAAAGCGACAAAAAACCAUACCAUAUGAGGUGACUGUUUGGACCAGUGAUUUGAAAGGUGCAGGAACCAACUCCAAUGUUUUCCUACAGAUAUAUGGAGAGAAGGGCAAGACUGAAGAAGUGAAGCUUCACAACAAGACAGACAACUUUGAAAGGGCAGCUGUUGACAAGUUCAAGGUGGAAGCUGCAGAUAUUGGCCAGAUUCAAAAGAUUCGAAUAGGACAUGAUGGUGCAGGAAGAUUUUCUGGAUGGCAUUUAGAUAAGGUGCUUAUACAGCGACCUCUGCCAGAAGGCAAGAGAUUAAAGAAGAAGAAAUCUGAUGCUGAGCGACGUAAGUCUUUACUCAGUUCCCAUCGCUCAGAUGAUGAAGAAUCUAAUUUAUCCAGUCCCUCCUCAACACCUGGUCGCCAGCGCCUCAAAGCCAAGAAAUCAUCCUCUACACUGGAUGCUGUCAUUGAAGAAGAUGAAAGUGACGGCGGCACUGAAGACUACUGGUUUUUUGUUGGUCAGUGGUUUGCUCGCGGUGAAGGUGAUGGCCAGAUUGUUCGAGAAUUUACACCAACUGAUGAGAGAGGUCAACCUCUGAAAGGUGCUCUGGAAGUCCAUGUGUUCACUGGAGAUGAAUAUGGAGCUGGUACCGAUGCCAAUGUUUUCAUCACUGUCUAUGGUGAUAGAGGAGAUACAGGGGAGAGGCAACUAAAGGACUCCAAAAAUUUUACUAAUAAGUUUGAACGCAACCAGGAGGAUGUAUUCAUUGUGAAAGCUGUGGACUUGGGCAAACUGACCAAAGUCAAGAUUCGCCAUGACAACAAAGGAAUGGGUGGAGCCUGGUUUUUGGACAGAGUGGAAAUAGAAGAUGCCAGACGAAAAAAGAGUUACCUCUUCCCCUGCCAGCGGUGGCUUGCAACUGACAAAGAUGAUGGGCAGAUCUCACGUGAACUGGUGCCUGUAGAUAUGUCUCUCAAACGGAAACUUUCUCGCAAAGAUUCAUCUGCUGCUCUGAGAAAUGAAAUAGCAUUGGAAAUCAAAGCUGUCAUGACGACAUACUAUGUGAAGGUCACAACAGGAGAUGUGUGGGGAGCAGGGACAGAUGCAAAUGUCUUCAUCAUUCUGUAUGGUGACAAGGACAGCACAGGUAAAAUGUUCCUCAAGUCAUCUCGGACAAACAAGAACAAAUUUGAGAGGAAUCAGAUGGAUGAGUUCAUAUUGGAGACUGUAAACAUUGGAGAACUAAAAAAAAUCAGGGUUGGCCACGACAACUCAGGAGGUGGAGCAGCCUGGUUUUUGGACAAUGUGGAGAUUGACUGCCCCUCACUAGGCCGUACAUGGUUCUUUCCUUGCAAACGCUGGUUGUCCGAGUCAAAAGAUGAUGGGGAGAUAGAAAGAGAUCUUGUUCCACAAGAGCUAGAGACAGCACAGUACAAGCCCUGCAUUCCUUAUGAGAUCACAACUUACACAAGUGAUGUCUCUGGAGCAUCUACUGAUGCAGAUGUCUAUGUUGUCCUCUACGGCAAGGAAGAGGCCACACAGAAGAAAUCUUUGUGUCAUAGCAAGAGAGAGCGAAAAGAGCACUUUAAACGUGGUGCUAUGGAUAAGUUUGUUAUUGAGCUGGAGGAUGUUGGCGAUAAGAUUGAGAAGAUUCGUGUUGGGCAUGAUGGUACUGGUUUAGGUGCUGGGUGGCAUUUAGACAAAGUGGAAGUACGGAGACUGCAUGAUACUGGGAAGUUUUGGUUCUGUAACCUACGUGUUCCUUGUAGGCGUUGGCUGGCUAGGGAUGAAGAGGAUGGUGCCAUUGAGCGGGAGCUGUUGCCAGAGAAAGCUACAAAAGAGAUCAUCAGUAAGGAUGGUCAAGUCAAAACCCAGGAACUCAAAAUCCAAGACAAGUUAAAGGCAAAGACUUAUGUAGUGGAGGUGUUUACUGGUGAUGUGUCUGGAGGAGGAACUGAUGCCAACGUUUUCAUCACCAUUUUCGGAGACAAGGGAGACUCAGGGGAGAGGAAGCUUCACAAGUCGGAGACCAACAAGGACAAGUUUGAGCGUGGCAGGAUGGAUCGAUUCCCACUUGAGGCAGUGGACCUUGGCAAGCUGUACAAAGUGAAGAUCAGGCAUGACAAUGCUAUGUUCAACCCAGCCUGGUUCUUAGACCGAGUGGAAAUAACAGAUUCAAGUACUCAGCAUAAAGACAUCUUCCACUGUGAGCGUUGGCUAGCCAAGAACAAGGAUGAUGGAAAGAUAGAGAGGUCACUCUAUGUCAAGGGCUAUGAUGGAGAGAUGUCAAGCACAGGCACAGUCAGAUCCACUAAGUAUGGCUCAGUCACCAGUCUUCAGUCAGCACGCAGCUCUGAUCCAUUCUCCAAAAGUCCGCGCUUGACAAAGAAGCAGCUGACUCAAUCUCAGGAAGAUAUUGCAGCUGGCCCCACUAUCCCCUACACCAUCAAAGUGACAACAGGUGAUGGGGAUGACAAUGGCACUAGCAGUAAUGUGUGGAUCAAGAUCCAUGGACCCAAAAAGCUGCACACCGGCCGCCUUUUCCUGGAGCUUGCACAAAAGGAUAGGUUUGAGCCAGGCUCCACCGAAAUAUUCUCGCUUGAGGCACUGGAUGUGGGGGAGAUCAAGAAAGUUGAAAUUGGCCAUGAUGGCGAAGCCCCUGGCACUGGCUGGUUUUUAAAGGAGUAUGUAGAUAUGCCCACCAAAGGUCGACACUAUCAUUUUGAGUGCCGUCAGUGGUUGGCCCGUGACCGUGCUAAUGGUCAUACCUCUUGCGUUUUGAAUGUGGAUGAUGGCACUAGUACAAUUAUGUCCUACAGACCAAUGAUACCAUAUGAGGUGACUGUUACCACUGGAGACGUACCAGAGGCAGGAACAGAUUCCAAGAUCUUUAUGACUGUCUUUGGCACCAAGGGAACAUCAUCACCCAUUGAACUAGAAAAAAAUGAAGACAGAUUUGAGCGAGCUCAUACAGACACAAUCAAGAUGGAAAUUGAUGAUGUUGCUCCACUUAAAAAGAUCCGUGUUGCUGUCGAUGCUAAAGGAAGUCGCAAGAACUGGUAUCUAGAAAAAAUUGAACUCCGUAACAUGGACACAGGCACGCUGUCAGUAUUUAAGUAUGAUAACUGGCUUGGCAAAGGCAAAGAGGGAGCCAAGAUGUCUGUUGAUCUGCCUGCCAUUGAGCGUGGAAAGUCUGUUAUUGACAAGACAGACUAUAAGAUCAGUGUCAAGACCUCAGACAUACGUGGAGCUGGCACAGAUGCCAACGUGUACAUUAUUCUGUUUGGGGUUAAUGGUGACUCUGAUGAAAUUCAUCUGAAAAACUCAGAUUCAAACAAAAGCCCAUUUUCCACAAAUCAGCUGGAUGUGUUCACAGUCACUGGCAUUCUCAGCCUAGGGGAGCUAAGCAAGCUUCGGGUCUGGCAUGAUAACAAAGGAUUUGGAGCUUCAUGGCAUCUGGCCUCCAUUGAGGUUGAAGACAAGAACACACAUAAAGUAUACAGUUUCCACUGUGACAAGUGGCUGUCCACCACCGAGGAUGACAAGCAGACUAUGCGUGAACUCACUUGUGGAACAGGUUCCAAGUUCAGCCCAGGUUCAGACAACAAAGAACAGAUAGCCUAUGAGAUAGAGGUGACCACCACUGACAAGAAGGAAGGGGGAACUAUCCAUAAUGGCUGGCUUAUUCUGAAAGGCAGCAAGAGCACCUCAAAAGUUUUUGUACUCAAGAACAGUCCUCAGAACAAGAUUCUGCGACGAGGACAGAAAGACAACUUUACCCUUAAUUCCAGUCCUCUGGGUAAAUUGGAGAGCUGCACUGUGGGGGCCUAUGAGAGGGAGGACCAGCCUAUAACAGAUGCAGUGGAAUCUCGGGCAGCAAUGUGGCACUGCUAUGAGAUCGCUGUCACAGACACAUCCUCAGGAAACAGGUAUAUAUUCCCCUGCAAUUCCUGGAUCAACAUUGCUCAGACAAUCAGCCGUAAAGAAGGCAGGGAGUUAAAGGUCAAGGACGUUGAAGAAAGCCAAAUAGCAAAAGUUAAGAACCUUGCUCCAGUCAAAUAUGAAGUAACUGUAUACACUGGUGACAUAAAGGGAUGUGGAACCAAUGCCAACGUCUUCAUCACCAUAUAUGGCACUAAUGGUGACACUGGCAAGCGCCCACUCAAGCAGCGCUUCCGAGACCUCUUUGAGCGCAACAGCGUGGAUAAUUUCCAAAUAGAAGCUCUAGACCUUGGGGAGUUAACAAAGGUGCACAUAGAACAUGACAACAGUGGCUUCAGACCUGGCUGGUUCCUGGACCGUGUGGAAGUGAUGAACCUGGGAACCAACCACUGCACUGUUUUCCCUUGUGGCAAAUGGCUUGAUCGUGAAAAGGGCGACAAUGAGAUUGCCAGGGAUCUCUAUCCCAAACUAGACUGAGAAAUUCCUGGUACAUAAAUGAUCUGCAAAUAUUACACAUAAGAUGUUGGUAAAGAUGAGAAAAUCCCAAAAGCAAACUAAAUGUUUGUUAAUCCAUAAUUUCCUGCUGUUAAGAACAAUGUCUUUCAAGGUGCCUGAGUGCCUUGGUGUUUAGGAUUUGAUCAUUGAACUCUUCCCUUACAGCUCACACCCAUCAAUGCCAACAUCUUCAUAGCUCUAUAGCUCCAUUGCAUCAAUGCACACAUGAAUUAAGAGAGAGACUUACAGCAGUCAGAAUGAUUUGUUGAGCUGUUGUGUAUGUAAACCAUAAAAAAAAUCCUGUCAUAAACAAUGCUCAUGCUGACUGGGAGGUCCUUUCAAUGCAAAAGAGAUCAUUAAGGGGAUAUUUUGCUCUUUUUGCAUCUUUUUAUUUUUUUUUACAAAAUUGUCAUUUAUCAUUUCCCUGUGCAGUAAAGAUUGCUGAUUCAUAUAUAGGUAUUUAUCAAAUUCUUGUGGUGUGUGUGUGUGCACACAUGCAUGGGCCUGCCUUUACAUGCAUAUGUGGCAAAUGCAUUGUAAUUAGAGGAUUAAGUAAAUCUACCUCAUCCAAAAUUAUGAAAGUGUUUAAGAAGCAGUCACUGAAUGCUUGCCUCCAGUGAAUGCAGCACAGGACCUUGUCAUUUAUUGUUGUGGACAACAAAACCUUUAUUAACAGUGAGAUGUCAGAUACUUUGUAUUAAUUGUUUGGUGAUUCUGUGAUUCUGUGAUCUCCAGAAGCAUACUUUCAUUUGUUUUUGUCCUUUUACUUUGAAAACCAGUUUUUACCAGUGACCCUGUGCUGGACUGUAAUGUAAGGCAAGAUGAAGAGAUUUGGUAGGGACCUUCUAUGAAAAUGGUCUUUAUUACUAUUUACUUAUUACUGGUGUAUAUAUAUAUAUGGAGUAUAUAGUACUCCCCCCACCCCUGAUGCAUGGCCCAAAACUUUUUGGCAUUAUUUUUACAUGUUGGAGCACUAAACCAAUGACUUUAUAUGGAACAUGGCAGCCACUCUCAUGCAACACCAGGAACCCUUACUGGCAACAGUGAGGCAGCACAGCCUGGUCUGGGGCGAUAAACAUUUUUCAGAGUACCUUGGAGUGGGGUCAGUGCAAAGAUGAACAAAGAAAGAACUGGCUGGCAAUUGUGAAUGUGUGGCCUGUUCAUUCCAUGUAGGACCUGCUCACCACCACCUAAGAUAGGCCAGAGUGGUAAGCUAUAUCAGCCACACCAUCUGUCCAGCUAAUUUUGUCAGUGACCACGCCCACAGGACCAGUGUAAUUAUUCAUCAUUUGCUACCUGUCAAAUGAUGAAUGAAUGAAUAUGUUUUUUUGUAUAUUUUGAGGUUUUAUUAUGGAUCCAGCAGACCCCGAUACAUAAGUGUUGUAAUAAGAAUGCUAGUAGAGAUUUGUCAAAUCUGUGAAAAUGUAUUCAUGGUAGCUUCAUAACAAUGUUAACUCACCUUAAGCUCUUUCUCCAAAGCUAUAAAUGUUUAUUAAAGAAAUGUCAAGCCACUUGAUCUGGGAAACAUUCACAUUUGCUGUUAUCAAAAAUAAUUGAUAAGAAUGGCGCUCCUCAUUGCUGACAAUCUUGAAAGACUUCUGAUGGGUCAGAGGUAAUCUCCUUUGACAUGAGCCUUGAGAACGGUGAUCACCUGAGACCAUUCAUUUGCAUUCAAAUAUAUGAAAAAAUAGUAUUUUCUUUACAUUAUAUUUUAAAGACAUAAGUGAUGAUUUUUUUCUGAAAUGUGAGCAUGGAUAAAGUGCUUCUGUGCCUAUAAGGAGCAUUUGUGAAGCUCCAGCAUUUGUUGCCUUUGCUUGGUCAUUUUUUUAAAAACUGUAAAUGUGCCAUUCCAGCUUUUAAUGGUGAAAUCAUAGACCCUUCAAUAUUAAAACAUGACUUUUUAGUGCCAUAUUUGUAAAUAGUUUAUAUAUUUUCUUCUGUUUCUCUGUUGGCUUUUAUUUGCAGUAUUUGUGCCAAACAUUGAUUUCUACUUUUUGUUUGCAGUAGAUAAUGUACCAAUGUACAUUUUCUUCUUCUUGUGUCUGUCAAAUGUUUAUGAAACAUGACUGGGGUUUUUUUCACCCCAAAUGUUAUUUUUUUAUUAUUUUUUCAUGACACAGCAGCACAAUCUACUUAAACAUAAUUAGCAUAAUUACUUAAACAUAAUUGACUUCAACUUUUUUUAAUGUGAUGUUUUUGCCUUCAAGCUCAAUCAAAAUUAAUCAUCAUAUAUUAAGUGCACUUAAGUGUAUCUUUAUUUGAAAAUGCAUGAGUCAAAAAUAUUGACCUUAACAGCACAUAAUUUUUGGCUUUGCAUGAGGAAGUUGUCCUGUUAUUCUGUGAUGUUUUUGUUUCAUCAAAGACAAAAUAUUCAAAGAAGUCAGAUUUGUUAGCUUGAUAUUAAGCUUUAGUUCUGAUCUUCCUGUUUACAUUGUUAUUACUAUAGCGAUACCAUGUUACAUACUGUUUAUUCUGCAGAGAAUUUUACAGCAGAUGGCAGUCAACAUAUUAUUUUGAAAUAAUUACAUUCCCUAUAACUUUUCAAUACAUUUUUGGCAUGUUGUGCUGCUUAACAUAUACUUUGCUGGACAGUCAUCAUUUUCUGAAGGAGAUUAGGAGGGAGUUUUUUUAGCAUGCUAUGACACCACCAUCAGCAGUAGGUCCUAGCAGUGAUGUACUCGUUAGUCUGUCAAAUAAAUAAUUAAUAAAGAAUUGUAAUUGUAAUUGUCAUUACAUUUUCACUAUAGGAGACAAUUAGCAGCUAUAUAUGUGUGAACCAGAAGUAAAGCUAAUAGCCAGUAAAGCAAGUAAAUAAGAAAAGUCUUAAAUCCUUUCAACCAAAGUCUGCAUGGUUUUUGAAUGACAGCUAUUUCAUCCGCUAUUUGAAACAGUUCAAAAUUCAUUCUUCACAUUCUUUGUCUUGUUUUUGUUAUUUAUUCUUGACUUUAUGGCAAUUUAAAUGACUUGACAUUUUAUCCCUUUACUUAUAUGUUAAUGUGUACAUUAGUGUGAUGGUUUACUGAGGACUGUUAAUCUCAUCACAUAUUCCACAUGAAGAUUAUGGGAAAGUAUCUAUUUAAUUGAUUUUCAUAUUUAUUUUGAUUGCAUAGAGAGUAAAUGUGAAGUGAAUGCAUAUCUAAUUAGGCAGCAGUUUCCUUGUGAAAGAUUUUCAGCUGGGGUAAAAGAAGUUGCAUGCACGCUAUACUUAUUUAACUGCAAAAUUAUGCACUGUCUGCAGAUUCAGGUUGUUUUCCUGAUAAAUGUGUGCCAGAUCUAAAAAGCUGGCUGUUAAUGAAAAGAGGGUGUUAAUAAUGAUGCAAAUAAACAUUUAGUUUAUCCCACACAUAUUUUAUUUUCAUCUUUAUUGUUUUUUGUGGCUGUUUUGUGGCUGUUUGUGGAUGCAAAAAGUGUGGUUAAAGACACCAAAAAUGUAAAAAAGUUACGAAAUCAAACGGUGGUGAGUAUUAACUGGUCUCAGCCUCAGCCACUGAUGUUAGACUCAACAAUACUGGAGCUCUUUUAUUUUGUUUACUUCAAACACAGUUUACCAAAACACUGUACAUUACUCUGCGAUGCAUAUUAAUAGUAAUUGGAAAGCUUCUAUAAUGAGUGCUCAAAUAUGUUUAAAGAUUUAGUUUUCCUCCUAUCAUAAUAAACGUUCUAUGAUUAAUAUAUUUUCACUGCAACACCUGUAAUUAAAGUGCAACCUCUUGA
Pomacea canaliculata is the source of this 11545-nucleotide messenger RNA. RefSeq names its product lipoxygenase homology domain-containing protein 1-like. The record is from RefSeq and is a predicted model, not a curated record. Lineage: Eukaryota; Metazoa; Mollusca; Gastropoda; Architaenioglossa; Ampullariidae. Gene Ontology annotation, molecular function: protein binding.